CGGUUAGAUUUAAUUAAGAUGUGGUCGAAAUUUGUGAUAGUUGCCAUAUUGGCAAUUUUUGCACAACAUGUAUCAGCAGGACACAUUGCAAACGAAUUCAGAUCUGGCAUUAAUGAAUACUUUAAAAACGGCAAAAAAUUCUCAACGCAAUUCGAAUCGUUUUUGCGUACCGUGAAUUUAAAACAUUCAUUUAGGACCGAUGCUGAACAAUACAUCGAUUCCGGCGUUAUUUGCGAAGCAUGCGAUGGCGUCAUAGACCAAGUUUUAACCGAAAUCCAAAAUGGAUUAACCGCCGAAGAUCUUAGCGAGUUGGUUAUUAAUCUUUGCGUUGAAUUAAAUAUUGAACCAGAACCGGUGUGUCGCGGUGCUGUUAAUUUAAACGUUGGGAUUAUUAUGUAUAUUAUUGGACAACGUCCAGAUAUUAAACCGAGUAAAAUUUGUGGGAUUGUUGCUCAAAGUUAUGGAUGCGGUGGGGAAGUUGGGGAUUGGUCCGUUGAUAUUGCACCGGGUUCGCAAGAAUACGAAAAGGGUGUAGUAACCGAUGGUGUUCCUUUGAAAGUUUUGCAUGUAACCGAUUUCCAUUAUGAUCCAAUGUACACCCCGGGAAGUUUGGCUACUUGCGCUGCCCCACUUUGUUGCCAAUCAGAUUCUGGAGAAGCAGUUAAUGUUGAGGAUGGGGCUGGGUAUUGGGGCGAUUACAGAAAAUGUGAUACACCAUGGUACGCCGUUGAAGAUGCUUUAGAUCAUAUUACAGAGACUCAUACUGAUAUCGAUUAUGUUUAUUACACUGGUGACACAAUUAGCCACCGCGUUUGGGACACAUCAAUUAUAGGAAAUACUGAAGAUAUUAAAUUGUUGUACAACACACUUUUGGAGAAAUUCCCAAAUUCUCCAGUUUUUCCAAUUUUAGGAAAUCAUGAACCACAUCCAUUAAACAUCUUUGCCCCAUCUGAAAUUGAAGACCCAGAAUUUUCAACCGCUUGGUUAUUUGAUCUCGCCGCUGAUCUUUGGGGCCCAAUUCUCGGUGAAGGAACCGAAGAAACAAUCAGAAAAGGUGGUUUUUACACCGUUUUGAUCCGCCCUGGAUUCAGGUUAAUUGCAUUAAACAGCAACGUUGCGUACACAUUUAAUUGGUGGUUAUUAUACGAUGAUGUCGAUCCUUUUGGGCAACUUCAAUGGUUGGCUGAUACUUUAUACCAAGCUGAACAAGACGGAGAAAUUGUUCAUAUCAUUUCGCACGUUCCAUCCAGCGAUGACACUUGUUACAAAAUUUGGAGUGAGCAAUAUCGUAAGAUUUUGGAACGAUUUGCUGGGACAGUUGCUGCUGCAUUUAACGGUCACACCCACACCGAUGAAUUUAUCGUUUAUCAUAGCUCCGAAGAACCAAGUAAAGCUAUUAAUGUUGCUUAUAAUGGAGGAAGUGUUACUACCUUUAGCAAUAAAAAUCUUAAUUAUAAAAUCUACUAUGUAGAUCAAGAGAAUUAUGAAGUUCACGAUUAUGAUUGUUGGAGUUACAACAUGACAGAGGCUAAUUUAACCCCAGAUCAAAGACCGAAUUGGUUUAAAUUAUACUCAUUCAAGGAUGCUUACGGCUUAACUGGCGCGUCUCCUUCAGAUCUUAGAGAUUUGGCGUUCCGCAUGGUUGAAGACAAAACUUUAAGCGAAAAAUAUUGGCAUUAUAGAUCACGUAUGGCUGAUACCGCUUUACAAAGUGGAUGUUCUGAUAGCUGCCAACAACAAAAUAUUUGCGAUUUCUUAAGUAGUUCUUACGGCGAUACAACUCAAUGUGAUGAGAUUGUAGCCGGUUGGUAAGAUUUAAUUUGAAUAUGUUGUAAUGAAAUAAAAUUGACCUUCAAUUAA
Messenger RNA from Onthophagus taurus, 1860 nucleotides. Its product is annotated as sphingomyelin phosphodiesterase-like. Lineage: Eukaryota; Metazoa; Arthropoda; Insecta; Coleoptera; Scarabaeidae. The record is from RefSeq and is a predicted model, not a curated record. Gene Ontology annotation, biological process: sphingomyelin catabolic process; ceramide biosynthetic process. Gene Ontology annotation, cellular component: lysosome. Gene Ontology annotation, molecular function: acid sphingomyelin phosphodiesterase activity.